This is a messenger RNA of Manihot esculenta (cassava), 2434 nucleotides long. Its product is annotated as protein NRT1/ PTR FAMILY 6.3. NCBI's taxonomy places the organism in Eukaryota, Viridiplantae, Streptophyta, Magnoliopsida, Malpighiales, Euphorbiaceae. Gene Ontology annotation, molecular function: nitrate transmembrane transporter activity. The coding region runs from base 577 to 2343 and encodes 588 amino acids. The transcript has 5 exons. The record is from RefSeq and is a predicted model, not a curated record. Gene Ontology annotation, biological process: transmembrane transport; response to nitrate; oligopeptide transport. Gene Ontology annotation, cellular component: membrane.
AGACAAAAACACACCACCUUGCAGCGACUCAGAGCACGUUUCCUCAGGACGUGUCCUCAUCUCUUUUUUUCUUUUUUCCUUUUUUUGUGUUAUAAUAAUCUUAAUCAUCUUUAAAAUCCCAGUUAAGAACUUAAAGGCGAAGGCCAAGGGCCAAGGCUGUUCUACUUCUAAUGUAAUGACAAGAAAUAUAAUUGAACAUGUCCAGGCUUGCAAGAACUACUGUGAUCAUAUAAUUGCCAGCUACACCAUUUACGCCACAUUUUUUUAAAGCAUGAUUAGACAACGUUUUUUAUAAUUAGAUGACAAGAUUUGCUUAGAAUAUAAAACAAAUUAGACAGAAUAAGGUUCAAAAGGGGGAACCAAAACAAAAGGGCGAUGAAACUAACCUUGAGCGAUGGAAUUAAAGGCCCACCAAUUACCCCCAAAAAUAAAAAAUAAAAAAAACAUUGUGUGAUUUGCUCAUUGGCUACUUCGAUCUCGUAUGCUUAUCAUGCACAAUAAUUUAUGAUUGCCACAUCUUUCCAUUAUCUGUUGUAGACCUCUUUCAAACCCAAGACACUGUUAAACCUUCUAACAAUGACUAGUGAUCUCCCUGAAACACUGGGCAAAACCAUCCCAGAUGCGUGGGACUACAAGGGCCGGCCAGCCGAGCGCUCAAAAACUGGUGGCUGGGGCAGCGCUGCCAUGAUUCUAGGGGGAGAGGCGUGUGAGAGGCUUACUACACUAGGAAUCAUUGUUAAUCUGGUGACUUAUUUGACGGGUACUAUGCACCUAGGCAAUGCUACCUCUGCCAAUACAGUCACUAACUUCCUCGGAACCUCUUUUAUGCUGUGUCUGCUUGGUGGCUUUAUCGCUGACACCUUUCUUGGAAGGUAUCUCACCAUCGCCAUCUUUGCCACCGUGCAAGCAUUGGGUAUAACAACCUUGACCAUCUCAACCGCAGUUCCAAGUUUCAGGCCACCGAAAUGCGUAAAAGAUACCGAUUGCAUUCCUGCAAACAGCAAGCAACUAACAAUUCUAUACUUAGCCCUAUACAUGUAUGCCCUGGGCACCGGCGGUCUUAAAUCCAGUGUCUCAGGCUUUGGUUCGGAUCAAUUUGAUGAGACAGACGAUAAAGAAAAAAAACAAAUGGCAAGUUUCUUCCAUUGGUUCUUCUUCUUAAUAAACAUUGGCUCACUGAGUGCAGUUACAGUUCUUGUUUACAUACAAGAUAAUGUAGGGAGAAGCUGGGGGUAUGGCAUAUGUGCUUGUGCUAUUGUGCUAGGCCUAAUCGUUUAUCUAUCGGGUACAAGGCAAUAUCGGUUCAAGAAAUUAGCAGGUAGUCCAUUGACACAGAUUGUCACUGUAUUUGUAGCUGCUUGGAGGAAAAGGCACCUGAAAAUGCCUUCAGAUCAAUCAUUUCUUUCCGAUGUCGAUUUUGUUGAGGAGGGAGACAAGAACAAGCAAAAGCUUCCCCACAGCAAGCAAUUCCAUUUCCUGGAUAGAGCAGCAAUCAAGGAUCCAAAAAUCAACGUGGUGAGCAAGUGGAAUCUAUCAACCCUAACAGAUAUAGAGGAAGUAAAAUUGGUACUUAGGAUGUUACCUAUUUGGGCUACCACUAUUAUGUUUUGGACAGUUUAUGCCCAGAUGACUACAUUUUCUGUGGCACAAGCAACCACCAUGGACCGUCACAUUGGAAAAUCUUUCCAAAUACCGGCAGCCUCCCUAACAGUGUUCUUUGUUGGGAGCAUUCUCUUGACUGUGCCAAUUUAUGACAGGGUUGUAGCUCCAAUUGCUAAAAAGGUUCUUAAGAACCCAUAUGGGAUGACCCCAUUGCAACGCAUAGCUGUGGGUUUGGUCUUCUCCAUGUUUUCAAUGAUAGCAGCAGCAUUGAGUGAAUUAAAGAGGUUGAGAGCCGCAAGAUCAAAUGGUUUGACCAACGAUCCAACGGCAGCGAUUCCAUUAAGUGUGUUCUGGCUGGUCCCACAGUUUUUCUUUGUGGGGUCUGGUGAAGCAUUGACAUAUAUUGGACAGCUUGAUUUCUUUCUAAGGGAGUGUCCUAAAGGAAUGAAGACAAUGAGCACAGGGCUGUUUUUGAGCACUCUUUCACUAGGAUGUUUCUUCAGCUCUUUGUUGGUUAGUAUAGUACACAAGGUGACAGCGAACGAGCCAUGGCUAGCAGAUAAUCUGAACCAAGCCAAGCUUUAUGAUUUCUACUGGCUAUUGGCCAUUUUGAGUGCUUUAAAUUUUCUGAUGUUUUUGGUUUGUUCUAAAUGGUAUGUCUAUAAGGACGAGAGGCUAGCUGAGUUAGGCAUUGAGCUGGAAGAACUUGAUGAGCCUGCAAUGCAAGAAAUUCUAGUGUAGGUCUUAAUAAUUAAUAGUUGUACAUACUAUGAUCACAUAGAAUAAUGUUCUUGUAAUGCAUCAAAGGAUUUUCUUUUUCCUUUUUUUUUUC